Messenger RNA from Penaeus vannamei (Pacific white shrimp), 2681 nucleotides. The record is from RefSeq and is a predicted model, not a curated record. NCBI's taxonomy places the organism in Eukaryota, Metazoa, Arthropoda, Malacostraca, Decapoda, Penaeidae.
AUGUAUUGGGAAACCCAGGUGGCCGACUGUCGCAGCGCUGGCUUCUCGACGGUGCCCUCCACGCUGAGUCCGGAGGUGCAGGAACUCAACCUCAACAACAACAACAUCAGGUACCUGGAGAAGGACGCGUUCAAGAAGGCCGGUCUGGUCAACCUGCAGAAGCUGUACCUGAAGGAGAACAGCAUCCGCAGCGUGCACAAGGACGCCUUCAGGGACCUCAGGAUCAUGAUCGAGCUCGACCUCAGCGCCAACGAGGUCGACAAGCUGCACCUGCACACCUUCACUGGCCUAGAGAAGCUGCGCGUGCUGGACCUGAGCGAGAACUCCCUCAUGCGCCUGGACGGGGUGCAGUUCCCCCCCCUCCCCCACCUGCGCAAGCUCGACUUCCGGAACAACGACCUCGUCUACAUCAACAACUACGCCUUCUCCAACCUGGCGCUGCUCACGUCGCUCAGGCUCUCGGGGAACAAGCUGAAGCUGGUGCAGCCGGAACUCUUCGUCAAUAACACGAACCUGGUGGAGCUCGAGCUGCACGACAACCCGUGGGAGUGCGACUGCCGGCUCAAGAACCUCGUGCGCUGGGCCAAGAAGAGGUCGCUCCUGCAGGAGCACGUGACGUGCCACUCGCCGGAGCGCGUGUCGGGACGCCGCUGGGAGAGCGUGAAGGACGAGGAGCUGGCCUGCCGACCGGAGCUCAUCGUGGUGCAGACGGAGGUCCCCGCCGCGCCGGGCCAGAACGCGUCGCUGACGUGUCGCGCGACGGGCGAGCCGCUGCCGCAGCUCAAGUGGGUGCUGCACGGCCGCGUGCUCACCAACAUGUCGGUGAUCCCGUUCUCGCAGCCGGAGCAGCGCUACGUGGUGCGCGAGGUGGUGGAGGCGGCCACGCGCUGGUCGGAGCUCACCGUCACGCACGUGCAGGAGCACGACCUCACCUACUACACGUGCGUGGCCGACAACCUGGCGGGCCUCGUGGAGCACAACGUGUCGCUGGUGGCCGCCGCGCCCUCGCAGACGGGCGCCGUGGCGCCCAAGGCCACGCUCGACCUCUACGUCAUCAUCGGCAUCGCCACGGGCGGCGUCCUGCUGCUGCUGCUGCUCAUCGUGGCGCUGUGCUGCUGCCUGCGGCGCCGCAAGAGCCGCGAGAUGAAGGCGCGCCCCAAGGUGAACGGCACGGCGGGCGGCCACGUCGAGCACAAGAACGUGAUGAUCGUGAACCCCGUGGAGAAGCCGCCGCGCCAGUACGAGCAGGUGCCGCAGACGGACAUCGAGAUGGCGGCGCUGGCGGCGGACGCGGGCGCGCACCGCAGCUACGACGAGGUGGACUACCCCGAGGCCGGGCCUGCGGCGCACCGCACGCCCCUGGCCACGCUGGAGGAGGAGGACGACGACCUCCCGUCGCAGGACACGACGCUGCCGCUGGACGCGCCGUGCGUGGCGCCGCCGCACAGCGUCGUCGACUACCUGGGCCACUACCCCGACCUGCUAGACAUGACGCGCCCGCGCGCCGUGUCGCCCACGCAGCUGUCCUACCACUCGCUGGUGGCGCCGCAGUUCGCCGCCGCGCCGCCGCCCGCCGCCGAGUACCGCUACAGCUACGUGCACCCCGCCGAGUACACGCCGUACCCCGUGGCCUACGUCGCGCCGCAGCCGCAGCCGCGCCCUGGCUACGUGACGCUGCCGCGGCGCCACCGCUCGCCGUCGUGGGCGGGCCAGUCGUCGCUGGAGGCGGACGCCAGCUCCCCGCCGCCGCCGCCGCAGGAGGGCGAGCGCCGCUACGACCCCAUCUACGACACGCUGGGCCCGCGCACCACCGCCGACGGCACCUCGCGCACCGACCUGACGCGCCCCGCGCUGCGCGCCGCCGAGCCCUUCACGCCGCGCACGCCGCAGUCGCCCGCCUCGCCACCCGGGCUGCCGGCCUACUACGCCCCCGCCACGGGCGGCCCGGCGCGCCCGCUCCACCACCAGCGCAACCACAGCUCCACGCUGCCGCGCUCCACGCCCAACCUGCUGGAGGGCGGCGCCGGCCUGAGCCUGCCUGCACACCAGCAGGCGCUGCCCGAGGGCGUGCCGGCGCAGUUGGUGACCCGCGGCGCCUUCCUGCCCGCCCACUCGCCCACGCCGUCCACCGCCAGCACCGCGCGGACCGCUUCGCCCGCCUACCGCGCCGCCUCGCCCGCGGUCGCUCCGUCGCCGCUGCACCUCCCGCCCACCUCCUCCUCCCCCGCCUCCGCCGCCGCCGCCCCGCCCUCCCGCUCCCCCCUCGCCUCCAGCAACGAGUCCACGCUCGACUCCUCCGCGCUCUACAACAACAACAACAACAGCCACAGCGUCAACAACAACACGAAGGCGGCCAAGGAGCUGGACGUGAGCUCGGCGUCGACGGGCUCGGUGGCGUCGGCCAAGAAGGUGCCGCCCAAGCCGCCGCCCAAGCCCAGCGCCAAGCGGCUGUCCGUGGCGUCCACCGCCAGCGACUCGCGCAAGGCGUCGCUGGCGGGCGAGGGCCGCGCGUUCCAGGACGAGGGGCCCGACGGCACGGAGGUGUGAGGAAGGGAGGGGGGAGGGGAGGGAGCGCCUCCGCCGGGAAGGGGGGACUCGACGCGCAGUCAAGGGGCCGCCGCGCCGCCCGCCGCGCCCGCUGCGCCCGCUGCGCCCCGCGUCCACGGCGGUGCGCGCGCCAC